Messenger RNA from Stylophora pistillata, 4808 nucleotides. RefSeq names its product DNA excision repair protein ERCC-5. The record is from RefSeq and is a predicted model, not a curated record. NCBI's taxonomy places the organism in Eukaryota, Metazoa, Cnidaria, Anthozoa, Scleractinia, Pocilloporidae. Gene Ontology annotation, molecular function: DNA endonuclease activity; single-stranded DNA binding. Gene Ontology annotation, cellular component: nucleus. Gene Ontology annotation, biological process: nucleotide-excision repair.
UAUGGUGGAUGUGAUGGAACUAAUUGUCAUUCAAGCUCGAUGUAAAUUUUGACGUUAUUAGUCGCCUGAUGUUGCUGCUAGACCGAAUUUUAAAAGUGCCAGAAAGACCUGAAAUUGUCAUGGUGAUCUUAGAUGACAAAAUACGAUUGAAGCCUUGAAAUAUCGGCUUGUCGAAGAGAGCGAUUUUCGCUUGAUGCAACUAAAUUAUGGGGGUAAAAGGGCUUUGGAAACUUUUAGAAUCUGUUGGACGGCCUGUAACUCUGGAGUCGCUAGAGAACAAGGUACUCGGAGUUGAUGCCAGUGUGAUCUUGAAUCAGUCUGUGAAAGGGAUGCGAGACAAGCAGGGAAAUCCAGUUCCCAAUGCACAUCUUGUUGGCUUGUUCAGUAGAUUAUGUAAACUGUUGUAUUACAGGAUUAAACCAGUUUUUGUAUUUGAUGGUGGAGUGCCUCAUCUCAAGAAAAAGACACUGGCAGCAAGAAAGGAACAAAGAUUUAAAGCUGUUCAUAAGUCAAAAAGAGCUGCAGAAAAGAUUAUGAAAAAUUAUCUGAAAACUAGAGCUCUUGAAACUGUCACAAAGAGGAAAAGUUCUGCUAUCCCUGAAAGAAGUAGGAGUCCAAGAGAACCUGAUGUGUUUGAACUUCCUCCUCUACCAUCCCGUGCCAUAACAGACGCUAAAAGUUCAUCAGAAGAUGAAGACAUGGACGUUCCUAUCUUAGAACAGUUCCAAAGGCAGCAGUUGGAGGAAACUUUUCAGGCUCCUAAUGCAAUCGAUAUUGAUUCAGAAGACUUCAAAGCUUUGCCUCCAGAGAUACAACAUGAACUCAUCAAGGAUAUAAAAGCUGAGAGAAUAUGGAUGAGCAAGAACACUCUUCCCAGGCAAGCAACAGACUUUUCAAGUUUUCAACUGGAAAGAGUCUUAAAACGAGGUAAAAUGAAUCAGCGACUAGAGGACCUCCGUAAAGAAAUGAACCAAAGAAACUCAGGGGAACUAGCGGGGAUGGUAUCUGAUGAAACUGUUGGGGAGGAGAGCGCCGUUAAAUCACAAAAGAUUUUAUCAGAAGACGCGGCACACUACAUUCUGAUAAAGCGAAAUGAACAAGAGCAAAAGCAAACGACAGAUUUCUCAGAUGAGGGUGGUUUCUUUCGGGAAGACCAGGAAGGUGAAAUAGUGAGCUGGACUGACCCUCGCCCGAACCCAGUCUCCCCUCGAAAAAUUCCAAGCUUUGAAAUUGCUGAUCUUUGUUCCAGCGAUUCUGAGAUUUUGUCGCCAUUUCUGGAUGUUCCAGAAGCGGAUCUUUCGCCCUCAAGCUGUCAAGCGCAGAGUGGUGCUUUUAGUUUCUCCUUAAUAAAAAUCAAAGGUAGAAUUGAGAACGAUGAGGCAAACCUGGGUGAAAAUGUCACGAAGAAAAUUGAAGCUCUAAUACAAAAAAGCCAGACAUUCGACAAUCUCUUACCAGGAAGUGGAGACGCAAAAAGCGUCUAUAAAAGUUCUAAAAUAGACAAUCUCCAUGACUUAAGCGAUCACGAAGCUAAAUUGGUGAUCUCUGAAGAGGAUUCGGACGAAGAUAACAAGCUACUUACUCAGAUUAAAGACAAGAAAAAAGAGCUGGAAGAUUUAUUGAGCAAAUGGAAAGCCUCAAAACGUCAGAAAGCGGCUGCUGAUGUAAUUGUCUCCUCGAGCGAUGACCUUAAUGUAGCUGAAAUAAAUGAGAAAGAACUGGCUCAACGCUCUCCAGAAUCUGUCGAAGUUUUUAACAUCUCAGAAAGACAGCCAGAGUGGUCCGUUUUUGAAGAGACAGCAAACACUCCUUCGACUUUAAUCAUUGAUGACCAAACAGAGAGCAAAAGAAAAGUUGUCGAUAAUUUGCUUGUUUCUGAUGGUGGAUCGGAAUCGGAAACAAAUUCAGUAGAAGAGGUGAGGGUCGUAAAACCCGAAGAAGGUUCUCUAGAGAAUUUAACUAUAUCUUCUUCUGAUACCGUACAAGAAACUAAGAUUACAGAUUCUACUUUUAAUAUUGCUGAGGAAGAAAAGAGAACAGAAAUUCAAAGUACACCCUUCCUUAAUGGCGAUGCCACUUCUCAAGUGGUCGAGGACGGAAAAAGUCCCACUUCUCCAGAUGUUCAGCACGAAGUUCAAGAUACUGCCCCUGUGGCGAAACAAGAUCCUAAUAACAGAGACGCUCAAGUUGAAGAAAAACAAGAUUCUGUCGAGAAGAAUGAAGUUCAAAUGGAUGUUGGUGAACCUGUGGCAGGGCCAUCUGGUCUACCUGUGGAAUGGCAAGGUGCCACUGUGGAAGAGCUGGAAGACAUUCGGUUGGAUAUCGAAGCAGAACAGAAAUCUUUAGCAUCGGAACAAGCUCGACAGAACCGCAUCGCGGCCUCCGUGUCCAACGAAAUGUUCGCAGAAUGUCAAGUGUUGGAACAGUUGGAGCGAUAGAACUUCUUCACGAAUUUUCAGGCGAAGGCCUUGAUGGACUGAAGAAGUUCAAAUUGUGGCACGAAGAGGUAAAAAAGCGUACCAAACAUCCUCAAGAAACCAAAGUCAAGAGGAAAAUGAGAUCUGUGGAAUUACCGAGUGAUUUUCCAGCCGAGGAGGUGUACGAAGCUUAUUUACAUCCUGUCGUUGACGAGUCAACGGAGCAAUUUGAAUGGGGGAAGCCAGACCUGCAUUCACUUAGAUUGUUCGCUUCGGACAAGUUUGGUUGGUCUUCGGCCAGAACAGAUGAAGUUCUCCUGCCCGUGUUGAAACAACUCAACAAAAAUGAGACCCAGAUGAAAAUAAGCGAUUAUUUCGAGGUAAAGUUUCAAGAAACAAGAACAAUCAAAAGCAAACGAAUCAAACGAGUGUUGAAUCGGAAAUUUAAUCCACCAAGUGGCAGCAGCGACGGUGAGGACAGAGUGGAAAAUAACAAGAAGCAAAAACAACAUACGGGUGAAAUUUCAAGUAAAAAGACAAAUCAUAAUCCGGAGCUAAAUGAUAAAAAAAGAACCCUCUCGACAAAGAAGAGCGCAAGUAAACAUGAUAUCGAAGCCGACGCCAAGCGUGCGAAAAAGGAUGUCGAUGGAGAUAGCGCAUGCGCCUUCGCGGUAACCCGCUCUUCGGGAAGAAAAAGAGGUCGUGGGCGCGGUCGAGGGAAAACGCGGGAAAGGGAGAAGGCGAAUGAUGAUUUAAAGUUGUCAGUUGCUGCACAGUCGUCCAAUCAGGUAACGAGGAAACAACUCUCUCAGGAGAACAAGGUAAGGCCCCGGAAAACCCGCAGUCGAUCUUCGACAUCAGCUGACACUGAAAAAGAAACACUUGUUGAUCAAGUUCCUGAAAAUGACAAAAAGAGAAGAAAACAGCAAAGUCCUGCAGCUAACAGGAAGAAAAACGACGCAAGAUGCAGUGCCGAGGAUGAUGAUUCUACGUCGGACACAACAGACAGCGAGGAUUUUGAUGAGAACUUUUAUGCCGGACCCAACCCCGUGUCCGUAUUUGCCCGGGGGAGGGGGAGGGCAAGUGUCAGGCCUAGGGGGCGGGUAUCUAGACGAGGAAAAUGACCCCUGCAGUCAAUUUCGUUUUCAGCAGAUGUUUAAUCUACAAACAGUCCGAUACCUUUAAUAUGUACCUCUCACGAACGAUAUAUUUAUUAAAACAUUAAGCUAUAGGAAAAUAGAGAUGCAUUAUUUAUUUCAUAAUUUAUUUAUUGCUUAACCAAAAAUAAAAACAAACAAACAAACAAAUAAUUAAUCAAAAAAAAAAAAAAUUCCAGAUUAGUUACUGCGAUGUUUUACCGCAGCAGACUCAUGAUACCCAGAGAACAAAUUCAAAAUGUGGUGUAUGUACUCCGCAAGUGUCCCGCACGAGAAAUUCAAAAUGUCGAGUAGUUUAUGCAAUUUUCACUAAGACAAACUCGUGACAAGAAAAGGAAAACACGCCAAAAAGUUAUUUCUUCGGGAGGUGUUCUUCUGUGGUAGGAUUCUCAGCAGAGAAUGCCAUUGGCUUUUUAGCCUGCGUACUAAUAUCGUACAUUUUUUUAGAUGAUAUAUAACACCGGACUUCCAAUAUUUAAUGAAACCAGCUUAAAAACAACAACGUUUAUACGGACAGUGUUGUGUGAUGUCUCUUGUGACAACUGAACCGCGUUAAUGUAUUAAAAAAAGAGCACAUUCGAUUCAGUUUUUGUAAAGCUUUCACACCCCGUCGCAUAACAAGUUAUUCAAAUUUAACUUACGUUUUCACGCGCUUUAAUUCUCAACAUUUAGAUAUCGAUUCUCAUAGACUAUCUGCCUUUAUUUUAUUUCGGUCAUAGCCCAAUAUAACUGAUUUUUCCUUGUAUCUUGAUGGGAGCAAUUUUCUUUAUCAUAGAAAUGACGUACGAUGGUGUGUGAUUUUAAGGACUGUCCCAUCUUCAAUAACAUCGUCGUGUACAAAUUUUCAAUUCGACAAGACAGCAAUCGUUUCAAUCUUGUUUCCUGUUGCACACUUAUAAGUAGCUCUCGCUUGUUUCGCAGACAUGUCCUUGCGAAAACUUGUUCUUAAACGACAUUUUUUAGAUUUUCAGUCUAUCCUUUUUUUUGUUCUCUUUGUUUUCUUUUUUAAAGAAAUUCCAACUCGUAUUGGCAACUUGGAAGUUACAGACUAAGAUAAAAAUUUCAUUUGAUAAAACACAUGAAGUAAAAGUAUUGAUUACAGUGGCACGGAUAAAGCAAUCUGCCUCUUUUCAGCUGAUAAAUGAGGAAGAAUCUUCAUGCUAAAUGGAGUUUUAAGGAAACCGAAUACCCUCCAACCCUAAAUAACUCUUUAAAAUAAAUUUUUCUUUAAGUA